This is a messenger RNA of Striga asiatica, 420 nucleotides long. The record is from the annotation of a GenBank genome assembly. Lineage: Eukaryota; Viridiplantae; Streptophyta; Magnoliopsida; Lamiales; Orobanchaceae.
AUGGGGCCUUUUGUCCUCGAGGCGUGUGCUGGUAUACGGGGCUCGACUCUGCACAAAACGGUGCAGUGGCCGGUAUCGAGCUGCUUAGAUGAAUGGACUGAGAUUGCUUUUGUUAUGGUGCUAUAUAAUCUGGGAGCGCUCAAACGGGGAGAGAGUUGUUGCAAUGCCCUCAUAAACAUGCAUGCAAAAUGUGGGACUGUUACCAAUGAAGAGGUAAGUGAAACUUCACUUGAUGGAUGGAUGCAUGGUGGAUUUGUUGUAAGGGAGUGCCAGGGACACGAAAACUAUGGGAGUUCUCCUAUAGGACUUGGAGAAGAAGGGCAGCAAGGCUCGAGCUCGUCUCCAACUCUAGAUCUCGGUUUGGUGGUGGAGGAGAUUCACCAUAACUACGAAAACAACCCUCUAGUCUGUACAGCUUAA